GGAAAAUGGCUACCGCGACGAAAUUAAUGUGAACACCGAAUAGAAUUUGCUUUGAUUAACGUGACGGUAAAGUGAAUCGAGGACGGAUUUAUCCAGAAAAUCGUACGCGAAUAAAGCCCGAUUGCGAUGCAAAUAUGCAGAAUGUACCGCAAGAUACGGGCGCCGACGAAACGAGAUUAGAAAGAGUGAACAAUCAGCAGCAGCACGAUAUAGGGAACCUUUCGUCGUCUACUCCCCAAUCGACGAACUCGACUCCGACAAAAUCUGAGACGGAAACUUAUUCGGAAAAUCGCAGAUUCAUGUCGGAAACAUCGGAAAGCGAAGAGGAUUCCGUCUCUGAGGUGGAGUCAUUUAUGGUAGAGCAGGAGUUCGAAGACGAGCCCCAAGCAGAAGCUGCAAAAUUCUUGCUGGGCCCCGACGAAGAUCGUAACGUGGACCCCGAAACUCAAGCUCGCCUUGAAGCCCUUUUGCAAGCUGCAGGUAUUGGUCAGUUAUCAGCAAAGGACGGCAAGGCAUUAGGGGACCCAGAAGUUUUGCGUCGUCUCACUUCAAGUGUUUCCUGCGCACUAGACGAAGCAGCAGCAGCUCUGACACGAAUGCGAAGUGAUAGCGCCGCAGCUACUUCGUCAACACAAGGUGCCUCUAAUAGUAAUACAGCGACAAGACCAGCUACGCAAGGGGGAGCCGCUGUGGUUCAGUCACCUCAAGGUUCCCAAGAAAAGACUUCUUUGGUGGAGGCCUGCACCGAUGGUGAUGUGGGCACUGUGAAAAAAUUGCUGACUGAAGGCAGAUCUGUGCAUGAAACUAGCGAAGAAGGAGAAAGUCUGCUUAGCUUAGCUUGUAGCGCUGGAUAUUUUGAAUUAGCUCAGGUUUUAUUAGCAAUGCAUGCCAACGUAGAAGACCGAGGUAUAAAAGGUGAAUGCACCCCGUUAAUGGAAGCCGCGUCGGCGGGCCACUUGGACAUCGUAAGGCUGCUGGUCCAUCACGGUGCGGAAGUUAACGCCCAAUCCACUUCGGGCAACACGCCUUUGAUGUACGCCUGCGCGGGCGGUCACACUGACGUGGUGAAGUUCCUCUUGGAAAAUGGGGCAAAUGUGGAGGAUCACAACGAAAACGGUCACACGCCUUUGAUGGAAGCGGCCAGCGCCGGUCAUGUGGGACUAGCUAAAAUUCUUUUGAUGCACGGUGCAGGAAUUAAUACGCACUCUAAUGAAUUUAAAGAGUCCGCUCUGACGUUGGCUUGCUAUAAAGGUCACCUAGAUAUGGUUAGAUUUCUUUUGGAGGCUGGCGCUGAUCAAGAACACAAAACAGACGAGAUGCAUACAGCUUUAAUGGAAGCUUCUAUGGAUGGGCAUGUGGAGGUUGCCAGGUUGCUGUUAGAUUCCGGGGCGCAGGUGAAUAUGCCUACGGAUAGUUUCGAGUCGCCGCUGACCCUGGCCGCCUGCGGUGGACACGUGGACCUUGCAAUGUUGCUCAUAGAACGCGGCGCCAACAUAGAAGAAGUCAACGAUGAAGGCUACACGCCUCUAAUGGAGGCGGCGCGUGAAGGUCACGAGGAAAUGGUGCACCUGCUUCUCGGUCAGGGAGCCAACAUCAAUGCCCAAACUGAUGAAACUCAGGAAACUGCCUUAACAUUAGCGUGUUGUGGUGGUUUCACUGAGGUCGCAGAUAUACUGCUAAAGGGCGGAGCUGAUAUAGAAUUAGGCGCAUCUACACCUCUGAUGGAAGCUUCUCAGGAAGGUCAUUUAGAAUUGGUCAGGUUUUUGUUGGAGUAUGGGGCCAAUGUGAAUGCUAUUACGCAGACGAACGACACUGCCUUGACGUACGCCUGUGAAAAUGGACACACUGACGUUGCCGAUUUACUCAUACAGUAUGGAGCCAAUAUUGAACACGAGUCUGAAGGAGGCAGAACACCGCUGAUGAAAGCCUGUCGCGCCGGCCACCUUUGCACAGUAAAAUUCCUUAUAGACAAAGGGGCAAAUGUACGCAAACAAACCAGCAACAACGACCACACUCCACUGUCUCUGGCUUGUGCCGGAGGUCACUUGCCUGUAGUCCAACUCCUAUUAGAAAACAACGCGGAUCCCAACCACAAAUUAAAGGAUAAUUCGACGAUGUUGAUUGAAGCGUCCAAAGGUGGUCAUACUAAUGUAGUCCAGUUGUUACUGGAUUAUCCUCGGUCCAUGUUGCUCAACAGUCAGGCGCAACAAGGACCUCCAGGUGUGACAAACCCCGCCACCGCAGCCACUAAUUUGUCCAUGUUACCCGGACAAGUGGGAGGCAAUCGAAGUUCCCCUGCCGCCGCAGCGAUGGCACCCGCUCUUGCUGCUGGUGGCCCCUUUUUCCAACCUCCAACUGCCGUUCUCCAAGAAGUCCCCGAAGCAGUCCGAAUCGUACAGCAAGAAGAUUCCGACAGCUCGAUGGAAUUCAAUCCGCCCCGAUCAAAAGCGCGAACCAACGAACAGGCGCAACAGCAAAAAGGUAGAAAGCUGUUGGCCAAAAGCCGGUCCAUGGGAGCGAUGUUUGAUGCAACGUUGACGUCCGCGGAGGCGCAACAAGUACGGACCCCGCCCUUAAGUGACUUUGAAGAGGAGGCAACAGCUGCCAUGGAAUUCCUCAACAAAGAAGAUCCAAAUAAUAGUACCCUGAUAGAAUUUAUUAAGAAAAGAAAACAACUUAGCGACCCAGAUGGCAAUACGCAAAAACAACAAAUUUUAGAAGAGCUACAUCGAGUGGAACGUGAAUUGCAAGGUAAACAGCAACAGGCGCAGCAAGCGCAACAACAAGCCGCAGCGGCCGCUGCUGCCGCAGCCGCCGCGAACUUUAAACACGUGUUCCAGUAUCAAAUGCCAGCGCAAGACCAGUGCGUACCGCAGCCCGGUGGCGCCACCACCCAACCGACUGCGCUCGCUCCAGUCAUACAUUCGCCAGUCAUCCAUUUCGAUUUGGGAAUACAACAGAAACAACAAGGUUUAGGUUACAAUAGUGUAGUGGGCGCAUCGCCACAAACCCUACUGCAAGGUCCAUUCUACGGUGGGAUAGGAGCUACUCUGACCCCGUGCUCCCCACCCAAAUUUACCACGCCUCCGAGUGAAACGCAGCCCCAGCCAACACCCACCCCCCCAUUUUACUUCACUCCGUUGCCAGCCAGCUCCACCCAAGUGGGCGGAGCGACUCCGACAGUGGCCAAUGGGGGACUAGGACCAGCCCCCGCCGCUCCCGGAUUGGGCACAUUGGUGCCCGCCUCCGCGCUCACCUCGCAACCUAUUAAAUUUCAGAGUGUGGCGGAAGUUAGUCAGAAUACCGCAAUCAAUGACCGGCCCAAAGUGAAACCAAUCAAAAAGGAUGGGAAAAAUAUUAGAAAACAACAGCUUGCUCAGCAACAAGCCCAGCAGCAACAGCAAACAUCUCAAAUCGUCAAUCAGUCGCAACAGCAAAUUAGUCCUACACCACCUAAAACCUUCAAUAUAUUUGCUGACCAACAGGUGUCUGUGUUUCGCCAGCUGCAAAUGCCUCAGCAACCCAGUCAGCAACAGCAACAAAGAGCCGGUGGUGGACAAGCGUCCCAACCUCAAGUGCAAUUUCAAAAGUUGGAAGAUAGCCCUUCUGAACUACUCAACGUGCCAGAUUUGGACGUAACGUUCCUUAAAGAUGACCAACAAGAGAGUCUUCUUACCGCUUCAAUUUUACAACAGUUUCACAACUCUUCGAUUCCAUUUAUACGAGCGGCCUCUGUUGGAUCACCUCAAAAAACUCACCUCGAAAUGUACGAUCCCGCUAGUCCAUCGCAGCUAAACCUAAAUUCGCCCAGCAAGGUAACCAAACUAGAAUUGACCGACAAAGAUUUUUCUGAUGACGUUGUGCAAACGUUAGAAGUGCAACCUUACCCUGGCACUUUAGAUGAAACCAUGAUUGCGUCAUUAACAGCUGCCCAACAAGCCGAUCUUCAAGCCGCUGCGGUAGCUGCAGCUGCUGCAACAGGCAAUACUGCUGACCUUUCUCGUGUAGAAUACUUUGCGGUACCGGCCGAAACUAGCAAUCCUGGAACUCCAGGCCAAGUACCUGUGCACGAACUCUACCCCUACAAGCACUAUUUGCAAGGGUUUCAAGCUGGCUACAGCCUAAAACAACAACAACUAGAUUCCCUAACAGUUGCUGGUACAGUUGCGCAGCAGCCGCUCACAGCUCAGCAACAGCAAACCUAUGUAGCUUCCCAACCACAACAAUGCGUAGCUGCGCCACAACAGGAACAAGAAGUCGCCCCUUGCGGCCACGUGGCUCAAGGAACCCUCCUCUGUCAAUCCUGUGGUCAACAUCAGCACCAACAACAAAACGCGCAGCAGCCAAUCGUGAUUCACCAUCACCAAAUUAUAACGACGCAACAGCAACAUCAGAACAGCAAUCAAGUGCAAGCGGCAACCCAAACGCAAGCCCAAGCCAAUGGAAUCGAAAAGAAAAUUCAAAAAGUAUCUGAAAUUAAAUUCAAAAAGAACAGAGGAGUGAUCAGAGCUCAUCCUAGCACUAACAGCCAUAACACUUUCCAGCAGGAACAAAAUUACCAAAUCGAUCACAAUUCGGCUAUUACGCAAUAUAGUGGAGCUGCGGCUGCGGCCAAUCAGCAACAACAGCGUCAAUGCGCAGGAGCGAAUUCAAUUAUUUCACCUUGCAUGGAUGUUGACUCUGAAACUGACAGCAAUCACGAUACAGCUUUGACUCUGGCCUGUGCUGGAGGUCAUGAAGAACUAGUCGAAUUGCUGAUUAGUCGCGGAGCUGACAUUGAGCAUCGUGACAAAAAAGGCUUCACUCCUCUGAUACUUGCGGCCACUGCCGGACACGAAAAAGUGGUUGAAAUUUUACUAAACCACAAUGCAGAUAUCGAGGCCCAAUCAGAACGCACCAAGGACACCCCUCUGAGUUUGGCUUGCAGCGGAGGUCGUUACGAAGUUGUGGAACUUUUGCUGAACAGGAAUGCUAAUAAGGAGCACCGGAACGUUUCUGACUACACGCCAUUGAGCUUGGCGGCAUCAGGAGGCUACGUGAACAUUAUCAAACUUUUAUUAACUAGCGGAGCUGAAAUUAAUUCUAGAACUGGUUCCAAGUUAGGUAUUUCGCCUCUUAUGUUGGCUGCAAUGAACGGUCACGGGGCGGCCGUUAAAUUGUUACUGGACAUGGGCAGCGACAUAAAUGCUCAGAUCGAAACCAAUCGCAAUACGGCUCUGACGCUUGCCUGUUUUCAGGGUAGGCACGAGGUUGUCGCGCUUUUGCUCGACAGGAAGGCCAAUGUGGAACAUCGCGCCAAAACGGGGCUUACGCCCUUAAUGGAGGCCGCCUCCGGUGGCUAUGUUGAAGUUGGGCGCGUUUUAUUAGAUAAAGGUGCCGAUGUAAACGCCACCCCUGUUCCUUCGUCUCGAGACACUGCCCUUACAAUAGCCGCGGACAAGGGCCACGUAAAAUUCGUGGAACUCCUACUGGACCGUCGAGCUCAAGUAGAAGUGAAAAACAAGAAAGGCAACUCUCCUUUGUGGCUGGCAGCGAACGGCGGCCAUCUCCCGGUUAUAGAAAUGUUGUACGGGCAUCAUGCAGACAUCGAUUCGCAAGACAACCGUAAGGUUUCCUGUUUGAUGGCUGCCUUCCGCAAAGGACACGUGCGCGUAGCCAAAUGGAUGGUGCUUCACGUCACUCAAUUCCCCAGCGAUCAAGAAAUGAUGCGCUACAUUGCCACUAUAAGCGACAAAGAUUUGUUGGAAAAAUGUCACGAAUGUGUCAGGAUAAUUCGUGCUGCUAAAGAGACUCAGGCCGCCAGGGCCAACAAGAAUGCUUCUAUAUUGUUGGAGGAACUGGAAUCUGAGAGAACUCGCGAGGAAUCUAAAAAAAUGCAAGCAGCCAAACGACGAGAAAGGAAAAAGAAGAAGCGUCUAGAAAAGAAGGAGCAGCAUAAGAAAUUGUUAGAGGAAAAUCAGAAAAAUGAAACCUAUGAUGAUAACGUGAAACAAGAAGAAAAAGAAGAAGCUGAAGACACUGUAGCUGAAGCUCCUAUUUCUACCCCCAAUGACAAAGAAGAACUAGAUAGCGGUAUUGAUGCCAAUAGUCAAGGAAGCUGUUCCAGCAACGACAUCAAGACUCCCAAGGAGAAGCGUAAAAAUAAAAAAACUAAAAAGGAAAAAAUCGGCAUCAUUGCCAAAAAGGACGAACCUGUUGCUUUUGCCAGUACAAGCAAGGAAUCGCCAGAAAAAUCUGAGACAACAAAAGAACCUAAAUCUCCUACUAAAACAUCCUCAAGAAAAAAUAUUCAACCGGCACCAGAAAAAUCUCCAAAAUCCAUUAGUUUUGAAGCUACUACAAAAUCUCCAGCUGAUAGAGAUGAUUUUGAAGCCACAGGCAACGAGACUUAUGUGAACCCGACAAAACAUAAGAAAGCUUCAGAAGACCACCAUCACAUCCCUCAACCAACAACUAAAGGUUCAAACAUCAGCCCCAAACAAAAUUCGAAACGUGAAGAGGGCUGGAAAGAAGUGGUUAGAAAAUCUUCAGUGCAAGCUGUUUCUGAAAGUGGAGUCAAAAAAGUCUCUGUACCUUUGAAUGCAAUUUCCAGAGUCAUUGGUAGAGGUGGAAGCAAUAUAAAUGCUAUUAGGCAAUACACUGGAGCCCUUAUAGAAGUGGAAAAGCAAAGCAAGGGCCAAGGAGAAAGAAUUAUCACUAUAAAAGGCUCCACUGAUAUAACCAAACAAGCUCACAACUUAAUAACAACAUUGAUUAAAGAUCCAGAAGUAGAUAUUAUGUCACUAGUGCCAAAAAGCGCUAAAACGACUAGCAGCAGCACAACUUUAUGGGAUAAAACACAAAUAGCAACCAAAAAGAAUGCAGGCAAGUUAGCCACUGCCACCCAAUCCCCUAUCGCAACGCAAGCUUUCCACCCUAAAGUCACUCAAACGAUAGCUCCUACCAUACAACAACAGCCAGUCGCACGAUUCACUACUGCCCCUGUUAAAUACAGGCAAGCUCCGCCCGUAGUUGCCAGCACACGAAUUACUGCCCCUAGAUUGCUAGCACAAUCCGAAAAAAUGCUGAAUACUGUCAGGAUGCCUACGUCUACUGCACCUUCGCCUGCCAAAAUAAUCACUACCAGUGCCAGUCAAACUUUUGCCGCCAAGCUGACUGAAACUGUACAAGCUAAUGCAAUGAUAGUAAAACCUAGGAGUGUCCUUGGAAUACCUAACGUUUCAAAUGCAGGUCCGAUUUCGCCACCGCAACCACCAAAUUCACCUAGAAAAAGUAUCAGGCCUGAACCUACUGGUUCUGCUCCUCCUACAAUGCAACACUACCAACCUCCGGUUUGUAAGCAACAAACGCAAACCACUUUUGGCAAUAUGGUGCAAACAACUCCUACUACUACAGUUAGUGAGUCUACCAUUAGUGUUUCUACUACUGUUAGUAAUAUGCAUGUACAACAACAACAUGUGCAACAACCUCAAGAAGAAGUAUCUCAUCCUCCUGUGCAACCUACUUCAGAAUACACCCUUUUCAGACCUAGAGAUUAUUGGGAUAGAAGAGAACAAGAGCAACAAAAGAUGCCCAAUUUUGCUUCAGUUGCAGGAGGGGCUAGUAAUCAAAGCUCCAAUCAGCAACACAAGUUUAUCGAUCAAGAACCACCUCCACAAGUAGAUGUGACUAAAGCUCCAGGAUAUAGAGGCAUGGCAGUUUGUUCUCCUGUUUCUUCAAAGACUAGUAGCAACAGUACUACUCCGCCAAAUCUAUCCAAUUCGGGCAAUUCUUUUCCUUAUCAGGAACCUUCGAAGCAACAAAACACUUUACCACCUAUUGGGUCUAGACCCCAGCAAAACAACAACGAUUUUAUUCCUUUUAUGGACUUUAACAAACCAACAUUACCUACAUUGAUUAAUAUGAGCAAUGAUGCGCAACUGUUGCAAAACUUCAACGCCAUCCAAGGUUUGAACUUUUCCCAGCCACAGCCGCAAGUAAACAUCCAGCAACCUCCCAGCAUGAGCCGUUUAAAUCCUAAAGCUCCAGAAUAUUCUAGUUCAGUUUACAAUUCAAUGCCCAACAAAAACCCUCAAAUGUAUAACGGUUUUCAAAUGAACAUGCAAAAUAAUAUGUUUCCCAAUACUAAUAAGGCUAAUAUGGAUAUGGCUUAUAAUAGAAAUUCUGGUUUAAGUGGGCAAAAUAGAUCUUGGAUACCGCAACCUUCGUUUACCCAAAACGAGUUGAUAAGCGGUUUAGCAGGCAUGACAAUUCAAACACUUCAAGCCAAAGUUUGUUGCGCUGAAGGGUUCGAAAACGGUUCGGAGCUGGCGGGAAUUGUGAACAAUUCGCCAAAUAUGUCGCCCAACAUGGCCGGAAUGCACCCGGAUCACUAUGGUAUGGAAGAGAGAAAACCUCAGCCAAUUGGUACAGAGAGGGCCAGGAAGGCUUAUAACAGUCAAAUGGAUCAGAAUAAUUGGUCAGUGAUGGAUAAGCAGGCCAAAUGGGGCGGAAAUGGGUUGGAGUUUGGGAUGAGACCACCCAAUAUGUAUCCUGAAGAUAAUAAUCCUAUUGAUUUUCCGAGACCAAUUCACAUGGACAAUUUCAUGAACAGUCCUCAUUUCUUCAAUCACCAGCCACCGCUACCCAAUUUGAGACAGGAUUUCAUACCGGACAUGUCGAAAUUAGAUUUGUCCUCCUGGGACAGUACUCGUCCUAUGUCUGACUUGCAGGACAAGCAACACCAAAGUUGGACUAAUCAGUGGAACAAGUAGAGAAAACCUUUUGGAAAAAUCUUUUUACUGCAGAAACUAUAAGCGUCGUUUUUUUUUUUCAUUACUUUUUAUAAACUUAAGCCCAAAAAAAAAAUUAUUUGAAAAUUUCUAGUUUGUGAUUUUUGGAGUACGGGAUUUUCAAGUAGAAAAAAAAAAUGUAUUUUAACGUUUUUUUUUUUUUCUUAAUUUUUAAUUUCUUUAUGGUAUAAGGUGAUGUCAGGAGGUCGGAUGUAAGGGCCUCUUGGCAUUUAUUUUAAUUGAGAUAUAUAGUCGAAAAAAAAAAUAAAAAUAAAAACAUUUUUUGAUGUAAAUAAAAAAAAAAAAGGUUCAGAUUUACCCCCCUAUAUAGUAUAUUUGCAUGUUGAUUUUUUUUUUAAAACUUAUAUUCUAGUUUACUUGCUUAGUUAGCUUGGAGUGGCCAAAAUCUAUAUAACUGCCCCUGUUUUUUUAUUUGCAAAAAUUUGAAACUCUAAGCAAGUGAACUAUGUAUUCCGCUUAUAGUUUUCAAAUAUACAAGAUUGGUAAAAGUGACAAGUGAGCGAGCAUUGGAUUUUGGCAUUAAAAAUCUUGUCGGUUCUGUUGAGGCUUGGAAUUAGAAGUUUAUUAGUUGGAAUUGUGCAAAGCAUAAUCACCUUUCUUACCUGCCAAAUUCAACUAGUAAAUUAAAUAGGGUCCUCUACAGGCCCGUCAAGCGAAUCGAGAGUUGGAUUUUAGACCUACUAUAAAAUAUUAAAAAAUUAUAAUGAUGUAAACUGUAGUAGUUGCGCAUAAAAUAUUGGUCCAGGGAUUUUUUGGCGUUUAGGGUCAAGUUUUAACUGUUAAACGUGCGAUUGUUGUUCUCUAAUCGAAUAUAUUCUGAUUGUUUUCCUACCGAAGAGGCGUCCCUGUAAACUAAAAGGGAACUCCUUUUUAUUUGAGGGCGGGGGGCCGCGCCUCCCCUUGUUAUAUUGUAGGGUUAUUAUAAUACGGAUUAUUAUGUAAUAUUGCUUGUACAUGAAGACAAAUAUAUCUUUAUGCACUGUAA
Ceutorhynchus assimilis (cabbage seed weevil) is the source of this 9777-nucleotide messenger RNA. The record is from the annotation of a GenBank genome assembly. NCBI's taxonomy places the organism in Eukaryota, Metazoa, Arthropoda, Insecta, Coleoptera, Curculionidae.